UGGGAAAACAUGGCCGCUUUCAUAACAGUCACAUACACAUAGCUUCGCUUUAAGGCUUUAUCUCUGUCUGUCUGACAAAAUACCGUAAUUUAAUGUUCACAUAAGCUCGAGUGCAAACUGAAAACAAUGCCCCAGUAUUACGAGGAUAAAGAGGAGGACGCUCGCGCCUGUGCCGGAAUCAGAGAAGAUUUUAAGGCUUGUCUCCUUCAGCACGACUGCGUUGUAAAGGAAGGCAAAAAGCCCAGUGAGUGUCUGAAGGAGGGACACUGCAGAGCCCUGCAGGUUUCAUUCUUCGAGUGUAAAAGGUCAAUGCUGGACACAAGAUCUCGGUUCAGAGGCAGAAAAGGCUACUAACUGGACCCUAAUUUAUUUUUGAGGUGCCAGAAGGAGCAGAAGAUGAGAUCUCAACUUAAUUAUAUUGUAAUUUAAAUUGUAAAUAUGAGCUUUUGUUUGAUUGCCAAGUUACCACUGUUGUGUCCUUAAGUAACAAAGUUGUAAGUCGCUGGAUAAAAGCAUCAGCCAAAUGAGAUGAAUGUAAAUUUGUUGAUUUUGCUUGUAGCUACUACAAGUAGCACGUGAAUGUUUCAUGCCACAAUUUAAGCUCAUAAUUGUAUUGACACGCUGGCUUGACAGCUAUGUGAAUAAAUUUGUUUGUUAGUAGCAAACAUGCUCCACUUUCUUCUGGUAAUACAGUUUCAUGCUUUCCAUGACAUUUGUGAUGUGAUGUCUUUUAUAGUAAGGCACAUACUCAAACAUUACACUUUGAGUGUGAAAUUUUGUAGUUUUUUUUUUUAUUAACAGCACCUACAUAGUUGCAUGUAUAGAUUUCUUUUUCAUUGCUGUGGGGAGUAACAGUGGGAAUGUGUGGAAAAAAAAUUCACAUGAACAAAUUGUUGAAUUAUUAAAAAAAACCUCAAA
This is a messenger RNA of Neoarius graeffei (lesser salmon catfish), 918 nucleotides long. Its product is annotated as cytochrome c oxidase assembly factor 5. The transcript is spliced from 3 exons. The record is from RefSeq and is a predicted model, not a curated record. Gene Ontology annotation, cellular component: mitochondrion. NCBI's taxonomy places the organism in Eukaryota, Metazoa, Chordata, Actinopteri, Siluriformes, Ariidae. Gene Ontology annotation, biological process: mitochondrial respiratory chain complex IV assembly. The coding region runs from base 127 to 354 and encodes 75 amino acids.